ACGUGGACGGUUGCUUGCGUAAAUGGCCAGCCAUUGUCAAGGAGGUCGCUGACACUUAAUUUCAAGUCUAUUAAAUAAAAAGCAUUUUUGGUCUUUGAUCAAAAUCCUCGUAUUAUUCCUUUCUCUGAGGCCAGAGAAAGAAAACGUCAGUGAAAAGGAAAGAUCGAAUAAAAAAGAUGGAGAGAAAAAGCAAAAGAACGAUGGUGGUGCUGUUGCUUUUACUGAUCAUGUUUUCAGCUACUUUUCAAGAGUGUUUCUCGGAUUCAAUUCAGCCGCCAAGCAAGCGAAGGUCAACCCAGUCAACGCCUGGUCGUCGUUUUGGCUCCACUACUGUUUUUCCUCUUACGGGGAAUGUUUAUCCUCUUGGGUACUACUCUGUGUCUCUUAAAAUAGGCAACCCACCCAAGAUCUAUGAGCUUGACAUUGACACUGGCAGUGACCUCACUUGGGUUCAAUGUGAUGCACCUUGUAAAGGUUGUACUAAGCCUCGCGAUUCUCUCUACAAACCCAGUAACAACCUUGUCUUGUGUAAGGAUACCCUUUGCAGUGCUGUUGACUCACCAGCAAUUGUCCAUUGUGAAAAUCCAAAUGACCAGUGUGACUAUGAGGUUGAGUAUGCUGAUAAGGGUUCAUGCCUUGGAGUGUUGGUCACUGACUACUUUCCUAUGAGAUUCACCAACGGUACUGUGCUUGGCCCCCGUUUAGCCUUCGGAUGUGGAUAUGACAUACAUAAUCCUGGUCCAAACCCUCCUUCACCUACAGCUGGGGUCCUGGGUCUCGGCAAUGGUAAAGCAAGCGUUAUAUCACAACUGAAUGCACUGGGUCUAACACGUAAUGUGUUAGGACAUUGUUUAAGUGGGCAAAGUGGAGGUUUUCUAUUUAUGGGAGAUGAUCUUGUUCCUUCUUCAGGCAUUGUCUGGACACCAAUGUCACACAAUUCAUUGGAGAAAUACUACUCAUCGGGACCAGCAGAACUUCUGUACGGUGGUAAGGCUACUGGUUUAAAGGGCCUUCAAGUAAUUUUUGACAGUGGCAGCUCCUACACUUACUUUAAUUCCCAAGCUUACAAAACCACUGUUGACACGUUGAAGAAAAAUUUGAAAGGAAAGCCAUUAAAAGAGACAAGAGAUGAUCAGACCCUCCCGAUUUGCUGGAAAGGUCCAAAACCUGUUAAAACUGUCAGGGAUGUCAAGGACUACUUCAAGUCUUUGCAGCUAAGCUUCACAAAAAAUGUCCAGCUGGAUCUAUCUCCCGAAGCUUAUCUCAUUGUUACAAAUCAUGGGAAUGUGUGCUUGGGAAUUCUGAAUGGUACUGAAGUAGGGCUGAAAGAUUUCAACAUUCUUGGGGACAUUUCUAUGCAAGACAAAAUGGUGAUCUACGACAACGAGAAGCAGCAGAUUGGAUGGAUUCCUUCAAAUUGCAAUAGGCUACCCAAGUCCUGAGCUAUUCUCUAUUACUUUCUUCCUUUAGUGUAAUAGCAACUGGGAGUUUCUCACCAGCAAUUUUUUUCCCCUCCUGUUUAUUAACAGUGUAGAUCGUGAUUACAAUGAAGGAAUUCGGCAUUCCUAUGGAGCUGAUUUCAGCGUCUUACAAGACAAUUACUUGAUUGCUUCUAAGAUUGAUGCACAUGCUGACAGAAAAUCUGAACUCUGAUGCAAAUAAUCGAUAGACACUUACAGCUUAUACUGUUUAUAUAUAGAGAAUAGGUAACAUUUAAUUUAAGUCAUAGAUUUGAUUAUAAAUUUCAGUCAUAGAUUUGAUUAUAAAUUUCUGUCCUGCAUUGUUGUAGAAAUUUCUGUCCUGUAUAGCAUUAUAUCCUGAAUAUCUUUGCAUAUAUUUCUACCUCAAGUUAGCUGCA
Molecule: messenger RNA, 1858 nt
Organism: Mangifera indica (mango)
Lineage: Eukaryota; Viridiplantae; Streptophyta; Magnoliopsida; Sapindales; Anacardiaceae
Product: aspartic proteinase Asp1-like
Exons: 8
Coding region: 177-1442 (421 amino acids)
Biological process (GO): proteolysis
Molecular function (GO): aspartic-type endopeptidase activity
Source: RefSeq, a predicted model, not a curated record